Molecule: messenger RNA, 927 nt
Organism: Aspergillus ochraceoroseus IBT 24754
Lineage: Eukaryota; Fungi; Ascomycota; Eurotiomycetes; Eurotiales; Aspergillaceae
Exons: 6
Coding region: 1-927 (308 amino acids)
Source: RefSeq, a predicted model, not a curated record
AUGCCUUUUGUGCUAUCCGUCGAGCCACUGAUAGUCGAUCCGAACUGGUUACAAGGCAAGCAGAUCCCGUUGCCUGCUAUCUCCGGAUCUACCGGCAUUCCGAACCCCAGGACCUAUACACACGAAUUCCCGUGGAGAAUUUCCAAGGCCAAUAUCCUCCCUCCACCCGAGGGCAAGACGCUGCGGGCAUUGGAUGGGGUUUGGUUCUUCCCAUGUUGGCGAAUAGUAUCCCAGUGCUUCCACUCCCGAAUAUCAAAAGCAAAAGCUCUCAUCUUAGAUCCGGAGAAGCCCAUGCUCCGUGCUGGCAAGGGGACAGUCCAACGUGAGGGUACCAUUCGGCUUUACUCUGAUGAGAUUGACGCUCUCUACCGCGACGCAGAUAUUGCGGCCAUUCCAGAGAGGCAAAUCAAUCAUUCACUUCUCUCUCUGGAAGAUUUAGGAUUGCGCUUGAGUACCCCCAUUCGAUCAACCUUUACAAUUGCUUCAAUUUCGCCAGCUCUUAUUUACAAAAAUCCGUCUGUGGACCUCCUAGCCAGGUGGGCAAAAUCAGAGAUCUUGGUGCCUGUCGGGGACAACUAUAAUCGUCUAGCCCUAAUAAGGCACACACUAGAAGGUCACCAGCGCCAGGUCGACAGUUUUCCGUCCUUCAGAAGCAUAUACGACUUGGAAGAGAGAAAGCCCACCUCUCAAGUAAUGCUUCUCACUGGAUCAACCGGUGCCAUUGGGUCGUUCAUAUUAGACCGCUUAUUAGUGGACAUGGACAUUGCCUAUAUUUACUGUCUAAAUCGGGCUGCGGAUUCCAGGCGCUUCAAGCGGCUCGAAAUCGCCAAAGGGGUCUUCCAUGCAGUUUCAGCUCCGAUCGAGUUAAAAAUGAAUUCAAUUAGGUCUAACUGGAGAUCUGGAAGGAAACGGUGGCUAUUCGCUUAA